Messenger RNA from Danio aesculapii, 1365 nucleotides. It is a transcript of the gene rdm1, whose product is annotated as RAD52 motif containing 1. Lineage: Eukaryota; Metazoa; Chordata; Actinopteri; Cypriniformes; Danionidae. The record is from RefSeq and is a predicted model, not a curated record. The coding region runs from base 124 to 963 and encodes 279 amino acids. Gene Ontology annotation, molecular function: RNA binding. Gene Ontology annotation, cellular component: nucleolus. The transcript is spliced from 7 exons.
AGCCGUGAAGACGAGUAGACUGGUGGUUAGCAUACGUUAAACAGCUUUUAAAAUCCUACCAAACGUUUAAAUAGUUAACCACACAGUGGUCAGGCGGUAGUUUCAUUUAAAGUCCAUAUCUCGAUGGAUAUUGAGGUCGAUAUAAUUGAGUUCAAAGUCCCACUCGAAAACAACAAAACAAUUUUUAUCUGGGACAUCCAGCCUACAUUUACAGAGGCCUAUAUUUAUGAGUCCCUGUGGAGCGUGUAUUCGGCAUUUGGAGAUCUUUACCUGCUGAAAGUGUGUCCCAAUGCCACGGUGGCUGAACCUGGGUUUUACGCCUUGGUGAAGUUUUACUCAUCAGCUCAGGCAUCUAAAGCACAGCGGGCCACUGAUAAACAGUGUCUCUUCCAGAGCUCUCCUUUAAAGGUCCGACUGAGCACAAAGCAGAAUCUGUCCUUCUAUAACAGUAAACCUCUCAGCUUAUCCAAAUGUCACAACCUUGCCAAUCACUAUCUGGGCUUCGGCGGCUGGACUACUCGCAUUGUCACUUUGAAGGAUCUCUCAAACUGCACAGACGCUGGAUGCCAAGAAGAAACAGGCCACCAGGAUGUGCUUUUGAAAUAUGGCUGCAUAAUGGAGUUGAGCUUCCCACAUCAUGGUGUGAACUGUCAGGGGGUCGGUGUGGCAGAGGAGGUUCUUGACAGUGAUCAGGAUCCAGAGGAAAAGCUGAGAAAAAGGGGGGCACUAAUGAAACGAGCCAAAGAUAAAGCUGUGGGGGUUGCGUUUGAAAAAGUGCUGCUCAUAAUCCUGGGAAAUGGGAAAGUAGCAAUUGAAAUCAAGUGUGAUCCAGAUGAGAUCCUUCCCGAAGAAAACUCAGGAGUCAUAAAAGUAAAUGACAUCUCCUGGACUGAGAUUGAAGGUGCUGACAGUAAUGCAGAGGAGGAUUUCCUAUGGGACUUCACAGAGGACCUUCCUCAUUGACACCCACUCAACACACCAAUGUUUUCCAGAUAAGUGACCACUGAAAACGGGACAUGGAUUCUUUUUAAUGUUUAGUAUUGACCACAAUGCCAUGGGUGUGCAGGAUUAUGGUCAGAUUUUAUGAUAAUCCUCUCAAUUUUAGUUCAUCUGACCUCAGGUUCCUCUUCUCUGUUUCUAAAGUGAUUCUCUGUUUUUUAUGUGGCUGAUACACCAAGGCCACAGGCUGGGGUUUUAAAGGUCAGCUCACAUUUCAAGUCAUUUCAGAAGGAUUUUAGGGAAGUUCAAACUUAAUUAUUGUUGUCCAUCUCUAUGUGUUUGGUGUAAUUUGGAAAUACGCACUACAUUAGAAUACCUAAAGUAUGUUUUAGUAUGUACUAAAUAAAUACUCUUUGUGUGUUGUGA